Mixia osmundae IAM 14324 is the source of this 924-nucleotide messenger RNA. RefSeq lists its product as uncharacterized. Bases 1 to 924 code for a protein of 307 amino acids. The record is from RefSeq and is a predicted model, not a curated record. The transcript is spliced from 8 exons. Lineage: Eukaryota; Fungi; Basidiomycota; Mixiomycetes; Mixiales; Mixiaceae.
AUGCAUCCGGCCUUCUUGCUCGCUUUUCUACCGAUCAUCCACGCUGCAAAGGACAUCUCUUACUACAGCCCGACUUUGUUCGCCCGCGGCCUGUGCCCAUUGCCAUUUGUCGUCGACAGCGUGGCUUUCCAGUCUCGCGUAUUGGCGCUUCAGCUGGGCAUAUCGCCCGUAAAAUACAGAAUCGGCUUUAGCUGUAGUUGCAGAGAACACGGCGUCGUCGCUGGGACAGACUUUGAAUGCACAAAGAACGCGCCAGAGGAACACAUGACAGAUGGAAUCCUUUACGACCUUACAAUCUCUUUGCCUGCGCUUGUCGAUGAGACGCAGAUAGAUCCUCAAUACGAGUUCAUCACAAAAUGCUGCCGCGCGCAAGUCCGAGCAAGAAUCUUCGCGGCCUUCAAGCCAGCUCGCAGUUUCGAGGUUCAGUCGUGUGAGAUGAUAGCCACGUGCGAGAACAAGAAAGAUGCGCCAGCCGUCUGUGCGCUCUUCUACGGUGGCGGAGCAGUGAGAAAGCAGUGCGAUACGAGACCUGCUGUAGGGACAUGCUUGGUGUGGUUCCAGCGAGGCACUUCUAGAUGGCCCGACAUGGUAGCCGAAAGAGAUUUUCACUGCAGAAAGAACGAAGAGCUUCAGUCGCCCAAUGGUCUCGUCUACGACCUCGCGAUCUCGUACCCGGCCUACGCGGUCGCAGACGUGCCCGAAUUUGUCUCGAAAUGUUGCUAUGCUGAAGCAUCUCAAAGAGUUCUCGUGUCUCUCGGCUCGUAUCGAUCGAUGGAAUGGGCUGCAUGCGGUGUCAAGAUCGUUUGCGAGAAUGCGGCAGGCGCGCCUGCUAUCUGCGAGGCUUUCUGGCCCAACAAAUACGAACACGAUUGCGAUGUUACUCCGCCUGUCAAUCUAUGCUCAUUCGGCUUCAGAAGACCAUAG